AUGAAAUUCAACCGAGAACAUUUUCGCGCCGUAAUUUAUUACAACUUUCAGAGACAAUUAUCGCAACAAGAAUGCCUUCCUGAGUUACUGUCUGUUUUCGGCAACGAAGCGCCACAUCAUCUUAACGACGAUCCCAGGGUGGGUGCACCAAAAGCGGCAGUCACCCAGGAAAACGUCGAUGCUAUGCGCAAACUCAUCAUUGAAAAUAGACAUGUGACAUAUCGCGAGAGUGAGACGUCCUUGAAGAUCUCAAAGACCUCGAUUCAAAAAAUUUUACAUGAAGAAUUAGGAGUAAGAAAAUUAGUUUCUCGUUGGAUACCCCACCUGUUACUGAAGUGCAGAAAGCAGCCAGGUGGUGAUGAAUCGUGGAUUUACUGUGAAGAAAAGAAAACAAAAGUCAUCCGUUCUCGAAGUGUUUCGAAAAAGAUGGUCAUGAUAUUUGUAUCAAAAGCGGGUCAUAUUGCAACAAUUCCUCUUAAUGAGCAAAGAACUAAUACUACUACCACCAUUUGUUUGCCAAAAGUCAUUACCGAGCAUCGAAAAAUCAACCCCGAAAGAAGAAUCAUCCUCCACCAAGACAAUGCAAGCUCGCACACAGCCCAAAAAACAAGGCAAUAUUUAAUGGAAGAAAACGUGGAAUUAUUGGACCAUCCUCCAUAUAGUCUCGAUCUAAUUCCUAACGAUUUCUUAACUUUCCCGAAAAUUAAACGCAGACUGCGUGGUCAAAGGUUCCAGUCACCAGACGAAGCAGUUGACGCAUUCAAAAAUGCCGUUUUGGAUCUGCCAGUAAACGAGUGGAAUAAGUGCUUCGAAAAUUGGUUCAAGCGCAUGCGGAUGUGUAUUAAUCUUCGUGGAGAAUACUUCGAAAAACAAUAA
Molecule: messenger RNA, 876 nt
Organism: Acanthoscelides obtectus
Lineage: Eukaryota; Metazoa; Arthropoda; Insecta; Coleoptera; Chrysomelidae
Source: the annotation of a GenBank genome assembly